Messenger RNA from Trifolium pratense (red clover), 893 nucleotides. Its product is annotated as probable anion transporter 4, chloroplastic. The coding region runs from base 420 to 815 and encodes 131 amino acids. The transcript is spliced from 7 exons. The record is from RefSeq and is a predicted model, not a curated record. Gene Ontology annotation, cellular component: plastid. Lineage: Eukaryota; Viridiplantae; Streptophyta; Magnoliopsida; Fabales; Fabaceae. Gene Ontology annotation, molecular function: phosphate transmembrane transporter activity.
CGGAAAUGUCUCCGCCGGAAUCACAACGCAAUCCAAAUCCCUUCCUCCAUGAACAAUCCUGAUACCUUUUAUCACUACUACUCCAUUUCGUCAGUUCCGUUGCUUCGCUCUCUGAUUCUCCUCUCUCCGUUAACAGUAACGGACUCCUAACUCCUUCCGUUACAGCAAUUUUCGCCAUCGCUAGGUUUUUCUCAUUUCACUUCAACGAUUUAACUCCAUCUAACUCCCGAAAACACAAUUCGAGUUUUUCAAUUAAUGAAGCAUGUGGAAGAGAUUCGAAACCACUUGCAAUUUGUGAUAAAGUUCCGGAAAAUUUCGUCAAGGUGGGAAGACUACUCAACAAGCUGUAAGAAGGAACUUUAAAUUUAAUUUUAAAGGUUGUACCUAGAGAGGAACUUCAUCUUGUUGGCAUAAGCUUGAUGCUUAUAACAUCCAAAUAUGAGGAGACAUGGGCACUAAAGGUAUAUCGUGUGGAUAUCAGGCAGGCGGCAUGGUUUAGUGCCGUUCCAUGGGUUGUGAUGGCUAUCAUGAAUUACCUUGCUGGCUUUUGGUUAGAUAUGAUGAUACAAAGUGGUACAAGUGUGACUUUGACUCAUAAGAUUAUGCAGUCCAUUGGUUUUGUUGGUCCCGGACUUAGCCUCAUUGGUUUAGCAACAGCACAAAACCCCUCGGUUGCUUCUGCUUGGCUUACAUUAACCUUUGGCUUGAAAUCUUUCGGUCACUCUAGAUUUCUUGUGAACUUUCAGGAGGAUCGCACCACAGUAUUCUGGUGUUAUACAUGGUAUGAUUUCUACUGUAUCUUGAAAACCUCCUGAUACUGUAUACAAUAUACAAUUUGACGUUCAAAACACAUUUAAUCACAUUUACAAAACCUUUUCAUUGGUAAGUGCAUU